AUGACAUCCACAAGGACGAACAGUGGGCACUGGCAAUUGAUCUCACUUUUGCUCACAUUGGCUGGUUCUGUGGCAGUGCUCUUCAAGUUGAAUGGUGAUCCACGGAGACACUUUUUCUGCUCUGCCCUUCUCCUUGCUAUGUACCAUGGAUUAUUUCUUAUCAUACAUUGUCUUCAUCGUCGUGGCUACAUCAUUUGGAGACCUUUAGCGGCUUAUGAAGAGGUAUUUCGAAAUCAUGUUCAGGAUAUUGUUCAAAAUUAUCUUCAAGGUAACGCUCAAGGUAACGCUCAAGGUAACGAUCAGGCUAUCGCUCUCGUUAAUCUUCAGGGUAUCAUUCAGGAUAACGCUCAAGAUGAAGGUCAGGGUAUCGUUCAGGUCAAUGCUCAAGAUAAUGUCCAAGAUAACGUACAGGGUGACGCUCAAGGUAACGUUCAAGGUAACGAAGACGAACGCAGAACUGCUAGCGCUGAUAGCGCCGACAGCACCGUCAGCACUGGUCGCGAGCACAAGGGCCCUUUACGCAAAAGACGCCGCCUUAUAAAGGAUUCAGGGAACUCACAAAGUCAACAAGCUGCAGCCAGCUUAAUGAAUAGCAGCUUGUACGAACCUCGGAACGCAGAUGAAUCCAAUUCGGAAAACAGCAAGCAUGAAGACCAAGAAGACGGAGGGAAGCUUCAACUGUCCGAGACAGAUUCAAAUUUAUCGAGGAAGAAGGAUGGGCAGUCUGCAACCAAUAACGAGUCCGUAGAAUUGUGCACUUCGGAGGCGAGAAAUGUUGUCUCGAAGGAACAAGGAGAGAACUCAAAUGGUGGAAUGGAUGAAAAUUGA
Molecule: messenger RNA, 828 nt
Organism: Candidozyma auris
Lineage: Eukaryota; Fungi; Ascomycota; Pichiomycetes; Serinales; Metschnikowiaceae
Exons: 1
Coding region: 1-828 (275 amino acids)
Source: RefSeq, a predicted model, not a curated record